AUCGUUAUUAUUUCAACGCGAUGGCAUGCGAAGACGACCUCAGAUUAGGGAAUGUCUUGAUUUAUUUUUUUUUCUGUUUCCUUAACGAUGGCUAUUACGCAGCCAGUAUAAAAGUGAUUGGAUAGAAAAUCUGAUAGAUUUUUUUUGUUGUGGCGAGUCAGUAAUUAAGCAAGCAUGUAAUUAAGCACACAAGCAAGCAAGUGCUAUUGUAUUUCUCGAUGUCUUCAUACCGAGCUUACAUCUAAUUCCUCGUUCUUUAGCCCGGCCGCUUCCACCCUUGACCUAUGAACCUGGAAAGCAAUGUUACUCAGAAAAAAAAGGAAAGGCACAGGUCCUAAAAUUGACUCUUAGAGUAUACUUUGCUCCACAGCCAAUUGUCCGGAUAUGGUUUUCUCUAAUGAGAUCUAUCGCUUUCUCUCAGACAAAUGAGAUUUAAACCAGUUAACUUAACAAACGAGGGGGCUACAACUUAAAUAGACAACUUUUUGGGAGGAGCUUGAGAUAUGUAGAAUGUCCUGAUCAAAGGGCUGUUUGUAGAUCAUGCAGAAGUUGUUAUUACAUAAGGAAUCCACGCAGUAGAGAGCUGACCAAGUGUUUUUCAAGAAUCUUUGGGGAGACAUGUAAAACAGAUAUUGCGAGACUGAUAGACAGCACCAACUUAUGCUCACUGGUAAGAUGAAUGCACAGCUGCAAUCUUUCGCUUUACCUAGAAGUGGUAAUGAAGUCCUGAUUAGGAAAUUCAAAAACACAGACCUUCACGUCUGCCGAGAGAUUUUUACCCAUGGAAUGGAACAGUUGAUCAGCCUAGUAGCACGCGUUGUUUUCCCGAAAUAUAUCUGGAUUCUAUCGACAUGCAGCGUCGUUGUUCUCGUUCUUGCCCUCGCAAUCAAGUGGAUCGUAAGCUUUUUUCUCCUCUAUAUGAUUGCUUGCGUCGUAUUGGCGGCCUCGUUGUAUUCAAUGCUGUAUAUGGAAUGCUGGAACUUCAUCGAUUCUUGUUUGGCAACGGACCUGAAGGACAUCGAUAGAUGCUACAUGUCUAGUGAAAAUUGUCGCAUGUGGGUGGCUGAGUGGAAUGGUAAAGUUGUGGGAAUGGUUGGACUUAUUCACAAGGAAAGUCACAAACCAGGAGUGGCAGAACUUCAGAGGAUGUCUGUAUCACCAGCCUGUAGAAGAAUGGGAAUCGCUAAGAAACUACUCGACGAACUGAUCAAAUUCGCAAAGGAUCAGAAAUUUCAGAAGCUUGUGCUUACCACCACUAGUGCACAAACACCAGCCAUUCGACUGUACAAGAAAUACGGCUUCAAACUCAGAACCUCUAUUCCUUAUCCUAAAAAGCUUCUUAGCGAUCUGAAACACUAUUGCUUUGAACUCGAGUUAUGACCCUGGUUGUUAUUUCUUCCUCUAAACUGUCCACUAUGGAUUUGGAUUUAACUUGUCAUCAAUAUUUAGGUGAAUGUCCUUGCUACACUCCUUAAUGAAAGAACGGAGAGGUAAGCUAAUUAAUUCUGACCAUAUCUAAGUUUUCAGCAGCGUCGAAUUAUUAAAGCAAAUGGUGUUUUUAUUGAUAUAUGACAAUUUUCUCAUCCUGAAUUCAAAGCGCAUAACUCAGUAAUAAAAUCUAAAACUCAAACAUAUUCCUUCA
Pocillopora damicornis (cauliflower coral) is the source of this 1642-nucleotide messenger RNA. RefSeq names its product N-acetyltransferase 8-like. Lineage: Eukaryota; Metazoa; Cnidaria; Anthozoa; Scleractinia; Pocilloporidae. Gene Ontology annotation, molecular function: N-acetyltransferase activity. The record is from RefSeq and is a predicted model, not a curated record.